AUGGCGGAGCUACAGGGAACCCCAGUUGCUCAGGACGCCCUGUCCGUUGCCCAGUUAGAGCUCGGUGGAAAUCCAAACGCCCUGGCUUUGCGUAGGCCGUUCGACCCAGUGGCACAUGAUCUUGACGCUAACUUCCGCCUUACGCGGUUCGCCGACCUGAAAGGAUGAGGGUGUAAAGUCCCUCAGGAGGUUCUUGGGAAACUCCUCGAGGGACUACAGGCCGACGAUGCUAGCGCACAAGAUCAUGAGCAUGCCCAUUUUAUGCACAUGGCCAUUCCACGCAUCGGCAUUGGCAUGGAUUCCUCCGUGACUCCGCUGAGGCAUGGAGGACUCAGUCUGGUGCAGACAACAGAUUUUUUCUACCCACUAGUCGACGAUCCUUACAUGAUGGGUAAAAUCGCGUGCGCGAAUGUUAUCAGUGAUCUGUACGCGAUGGGUGUCACCGAGUGCGACAAUAUGCUGAUGUUGCUGGGGGUCAGCACGAAAAUGACUGAGAAAGAGAGGGACGUUGUCGUGCCUUUGAUCAUGAGGGGAUUCAAAGAUUCUGCGUUGGAAGCGGGGACGACAGUAACGGGAGGUCAGACGGUCGUUAAUCCAUGGUGUACAAUAGGUGGAGUUGCUUCCACUGUUUGUCAGCCAAACGAAUACAUCGUUCCGGACAAUGCAGUCGUCGGUGAUGUUCUUGUGCUGACGAAACCGCUUGGAACUCAGGUUGCUGUAAAUGCUCAUCAGUGGUUGGAUCAACCAGACCGCUGGAACAGAAUCAAACUUGUAGUUAGCGAAGACGACGUGAGGAAAGCUUAUCAGAGAGCGAUGGACAGUAUGGCUAGGCUUAACAGAAUAGCGGCGAGAUUAAUGCAUAAGUACAAUGCACACGGAGCGACGGACGUGACCGGUUUCGGGCUUUUGGGGCACGCGCAGAACCUGGCCAAACAUCAGAAGAACGAGGUCUCCUUUGUUAUUCACAAUCUACCUGUUAUCGCUAAAAUGGCAGCUGUGGCGAAGGCAUGCGGAAACAUGUUCCAACUGCUGCAAGGCCAUUCGGCCGAAACCAGCGGCGGGUUGCUCAUUUGUUUACCCAGAGAACAGGCCGCCGCGUAUUGUAAAGACAUUGAAAAGCAGGAAGGAUACCAGGCGUGGAUCAUCGGUAUCGUGGAGAAAGGAAAUCGCACGGCGAGAAUAAUCGACAAGCCACGAGUAAUAGAAGUGCCGGCUAAAGAGAAAGACGGAGAGCUGUGGUGAAGAUCCGAAAACGCAAUACAAUUUUUAUUUACUUUUAUGUAUUUAGAAUGUACCACACGCAACACGAGAAUCACGCAUUUAAAUGGGUCGAACACAAUCGUACCGAAUUCAAAGCACUCACGUGUGCACGAUCAUUGCAGAGAGUUGACAAUUAUUUCAAACAUCCUAUGUUUGUAUCAGAAUUUCGAUUAUACAUCUUUCAUUUCAUUAAUUGACGAGAAGAGAUGUAACAAUAACAAUUUAUACUUGUACGUUAUUAUUAUUAUUGAAGUUUAAUCCAAACUUUUAGCUUUAGGAAGUAAAUGUUCCCCAACUAUUUUGAUUUUUACCUGUGGUAAACCAAGGGCAUUUUAUCUUCUAAAAUGUUCACGACGGUCUUCUCCAGAGAAAACUCAUUUAACGUGAAAUCAAAUCGAAAUAAUGACAAGAUUUUCAGUUAUAAUCUCUGUAAGGUUGCAUAUAGUCUUUCGGGUAGCACUAGACUCGGGCGAAGCUUCAGUCUGCAUUUGGCCAAACUUUGAAAUACAUCAAGUAACAUUUGGGUGCUUAGCGUUUAAAGAAAAAUAUUAAGGGCACACAACUUCAUCAACGGCUCACGUUUACAAAGAUUUACAAAUAUAUUUUAGGGGGUAUUUACUAUAUCAUGUGAAAGAAAAGAAAAAGAUUAUCAAUUGUACAUUACUUUAAUUCCUGGAAUUAAUAGAGAAGAGAAUAUCAUGUGAAAGUUAUUAUAUAGAUGCAAAUUUGUAAACCACCCUGUAGUGAACAAUGACAGGUUAUCAACGCCGUCGAUGUUCUCGCGGUUUGUAAUUUCGUUCUAUAUUGUUAAACGACAUAGAACGCGUAAGAUGUCCAAGUGAAAAGAAAUGGCCUUUUCUAGUUCUCUCGUUAUAUACGCUUCAAGAUUAAUUAUAAAAAGAAAGAAUACAAGAAGUCGAGCACAGGCCCUAAUGUAUUACUUUUUCAUAUGAAUAAAAGUGCUACUUUGUCAAUAAAACUUCUAAAAAAGU
Molecule: messenger RNA, 2252 nt
Organism: Ceratina calcarata
Lineage: Eukaryota; Metazoa; Arthropoda; Insecta; Hymenoptera; Apidae
Gene: Sps1
Product: inactive selenide, water dikinase
Exons: 6
Biological process (GO): L-selenocysteine biosynthetic process
Cellular component (GO): cytoplasm
Molecular function (GO): selenide, water dikinase activity; ATP binding
Source: RefSeq, a predicted model, not a curated record